AUGAAAAGGCAGAUCACUGGAUCGUGGCUGGAUGGCAUGGAAGACAGUGGGAUUUUCAAAACAAUGAAAAGACAAUGGAACAUUGCGAUCAUUGGAUCACGAAUGGAUGGCAUGGAGAACAGUAGGAUUUUCAAAACAAUGAAAAGGCAGAUCACUGGAUCGUGGCUGGAUGGCAUGGAGGACAGUGGGAUAUUCAAAACAAUGAAAAGGCAGAUCACUGGAUCGUGGCUGGAUGGCAUGGAAGACAGUGGGAUUUUCAAAACAAUGAAAAGACAAUGGAACAUUGCGAUCAUUGGAUCACGAAUGGAUGGCAUGGAGAACAGUAGGAUUUUCAAAACAAUGAAAAGGCAGAUCACUGGAUCGUGGCUGGAUGGCAUGGAGGACAGUGGGAUAUUCAAAACAAUGAAAAGGCAGAUCACUGGAUCGUGGCUGGAUGGCAUGGAAGACAGUGGGAUUUUCAAAACAAUGAAAAGACAAUGGAACAUUGCGAUCAUUGGAUCACGAAUGGAUGGCAUGGAGAACAGUAGGAUUUUCAAAACAAUGAAAAGGCAGAUCACUGGAUCGUGGCUGGAUGGCAUGGAGGACAGUGGGAUAUUCAAAACAAUGAAAAGGCAGAUCACUGGAUCGUGGCUGGAUGGCAUGGAAGACAGUGGGAUUUUCAAAACAAUGAAAAGACAAUGGAACAUUGCGAUCAUUGGAUCACGAAUGGAUGGCAUGGAGAACAGUAGGAUUUUCAAAACAAUGAAAAGGCAGAUCACUGGAUCGUGGCUGGAUGGCAUGGAAGACAGUGGGAUUUUCAAAACAAUGAAAAGACAAUGGAACAUUCUGAUCACUGGAUCACGACUGGAUGGCAUGGAGAACCGAGCAGGAUUUUCAAAACAAUGA
This is a messenger RNA of Paramuricea clavata, 885 nucleotides long. The record is from the annotation of a GenBank genome assembly. Lineage: Eukaryota; Metazoa; Cnidaria; Anthozoa; Malacalcyonacea; Plexauridae.